AUGUAUGUUCCAUUGAUCCUAGGUCCUGUAGGUAUAAAUUGUUUUGUCAUGUAGUUAAAAUAUUGUUAAAAUAUCUGUCCUUCAUGUGAUAUGUUCGCAAAUUAGUGUCCAUGGUACCUAUAUAAGAGGAAGUUGCAGAAGAACAAAUCACAUCCAGAGAGAUAGAGAGAAAGAACAAGUGAGAGUGAGAAUAUGACGAUUUCAUGUCUUGAUUUUUGGAAGGAUGGAAAAAUAAUAGAGGAAGGGAGUGAGGAAUGGAAGGAGAUGAGCAUGAAAGUGAGAGAAGCAUGUGAGAGUUAUGGUUGCUUCCUCUUGAGGUGUGAUGAGAUGAACUCCAAUGGUGCACGCGAAGAACUGUUUAAUAAUAUGAAAGCACUGUUUGAUUUGCCUCAAGAAACAAAGCAAAAACACACGAGUCCAAAGCCUUUCAGAGGCUUCAACUCGUAUAACUAUAUGUCCACUCUCUAUGAAAGUUUUGCAAUCGAUGAUGUUCUUCUCUCAACAUCUGUGGACAACUUGACCAACCUCAUGUGGCCUCAAGGAAACCCGCAGUUUUGUGAGACACUGAAGGGUACGAGCUUAAAGAUGUCGGAUUUAAGCUUGGUGAUCUUGAAGAUGAUUGUGGAGGGUUAUGGGCUUCCCCGGCAUCACAUUUCAGAUGUUGAAAACCUUAAGAGUUCUUGCAACGUACGAAUGAACAUGUACGAUACUGACAAAAAAAACACUGUGAACAGGAAUAUCGCCAAUGAUCACAUUGACAAAAACACCUUAACCAUUUUGUGUGAAAAUGAAGUUCCGGGUUUGCAGGUGCAAUCCAAAACUGGGGAAUGGGUUGACGUAGUCAUACCCAAGAAUUGCUUUGUGGUUAUCGUUGGUGAUGCAUUGAAGGCAUGGAGCAAUGGAAGGAUUCAUGCAGCGAUGCAUAGAGUGGUGACGAAUGAAGAGAAACAGAGAUUCACUUUUGGAGUUUUUGUGGCACCAAGGGAAGAUAUGAAGAUCAAGGUGCCUCGUGAGUUGGUUGAUGAAAAAAUUCAUCCUCUUCAGUAUCGUGCUUUUAAUUAUGGAGAGUUUCUCAGUUUCUAUGCUGAGAAUCGCCGUACCAACAACGGAAAUGCACUUGAAGUGUUUGCUGGUCUUUGAAAGUAAUUCAUGAUUAUGAUCCAUAUGCACCAGAUCAAGUCAAAAUAUUCAGGGGAUCGCUCAUAUAAUUGUACCUCCUUUUCAAUAAAAUCAAUUCUGUUGCUUCAUCUAUAAAAUUUGUUAAAAUAA
Messenger RNA from Vigna unguiculata (cowpea), 1269 nucleotides. RefSeq names its product putative 2-oxoglutarate-dependent dioxygenase AOP1. The record is from RefSeq and is a predicted model, not a curated record. Lineage: Eukaryota; Viridiplantae; Streptophyta; Magnoliopsida; Fabales; Fabaceae.